AUUGGGCCCCCAGAGAGUGAUUUAACUGGUUUGGGGUGUGGCCCCGAGCGCUGGGAGUUUCAAAGCUCUGCAAGUGAAGGUGCAGCCAGCAUUGUGACCCAUCGCCUGAGUGUCGUCUGGUUGGAAUCCCAGCUCCCCACUCGCUAGCUUUGGGAAGCAGGCUGCACUCGGGCCGCUGACGCAGUAGCAUGGAGCUGGUCCAGGACACCUCGCGCCCGCCGCUGCAGUACGUGAAGGGGAUCCCUCUCAUCAAGUACUUUGCCGAGGCCCUGGGGCCACUGGAGGCCUUCCAAGCUCAGCCUGAUGACCUGCUUGUCAGUACCUACCCCAAAUCUGGCACCACCUGGGUGAGCGAGAUCCUGGACAUGAUCUACCAAGGUGGUGAUCUGGAGAAGUGUCGCAGGGCCCCUGUCUUUAUGCGGGUACCAUUCCUUGAGUUCAAGGCUCCAGGGAUUCCUUCAGGUAUGGAGACUCUGAAAGAUACACCAGCCCCACGAAUACUCAAGACACACUUGCCCCUGGCCCUGCUCCCCCAGACCCUGCUGGAUCAGAAGGUCAAGGUGGUCUACGUUGCCCGCAAUGCUAAGGACGUGGCCGUCUCCUAUUACCACUUCUACCGCAUGGCCAAGGUGCACCCUGACCCUGGCACCUGGGACAGCUUCCUGGAGAAGUUCAUGGCUGGGGAAGUGUCCUACGGGUUCUGGUAUCAGCAUGUGCGGGAGUGGUGGGAGCUGAGUCACACCCACCCUAUUCUCUACCUCUUCUACGAGGACAUGAAAGAGAACCCUAAAAGGGAGAUUCAGAAGAUCCUGAAGUUUGUGGGGCGCUCCCUGCCAGAGGAGACCGUGGAUUUCAUCACCCAGCAGACAUCUUUCAAGGAGAUGAAGAAGAACCCCAUGGCUAACUACACCACUGUACCCCCUGACCUCAUGGACCAGAAUGUUUCCGCCUUCAUGCGGAAAGGCGUCUCAGGGGACUGGAAGACCACCUUCACUGUGGCCCAGAACGAGCGCUUUGACGCCCACUACGCGGAGAAGAUGGCGGGCUGCGGCCUCAGCUUCCGCACGCACCUGUGAGUGGUGCUCCCUGAGGCGCUCCGGAGGCCCCGCUGCUGUGACACGGCCUGACCCCGAGCUCACAAAUAAAAUGUCAUUUGUGUUACA
Molecule: messenger RNA, 1163 nt
Organism: Suricata suricatta (meerkat)
Lineage: Eukaryota; Metazoa; Chordata; Mammalia; Carnivora; Herpestidae
Product: sulfotransferase 1A1
Exons: 8
Coding region: 189-1076 (295 amino acids)
Biological process (GO): sulfation
Cellular component (GO): cytoplasm
Molecular function (GO): sulfotransferase activity
Source: RefSeq, a predicted model, not a curated record